This is a messenger RNA of Marasmius oreades (fairy-ring Marasmius), 1877 nucleotides long. RefSeq lists its product as uncharacterized. The transcript is spliced from 10 exons. Bases 257 to 1792 code for a protein of 511 amino acids. Lineage: Eukaryota; Fungi; Basidiomycota; Agaricomycetes; Agaricales; Marasmiaceae. The record is from RefSeq and is a predicted model, not a curated record. Gene Ontology annotation, molecular function: N-acetylglucosamine-6-phosphate deacetylase activity. Gene Ontology annotation, biological process: N-acetylglucosamine catabolic process.
GCAUGCGCUCAAGAUUUCUGCACCAUGCGGAUCUUCGUAACUCUCCAUACCUAGCCGCACAUCCAGCUACUAAUCAUGCUCAGAGACAAUGCUAUCACUGUAAUACCAGCAGAUCCAUAUGCAGCCCUGAGUCAAACGUGCAAAUCUGACCUCGAACGAACGGAGUGAAAGGUUACCUUGAUCUAUUGUACUCUUUCCCGUCUACUUCCAUCAUUAUCCAGAGCGUCUCCGAGUUCAUAGCAAAUUGUGUUCCACGAUGUCUACCGUCAACGGCCUAGUCUGCUUCACUAAUUGUCUACUGCCGCAAGAGGAUGGGUCACUGAUCGAGAAGGAUUUAUGGAUUGACGAGGGAAGGGGAGUGAUAUUAGAUGCCCAGAGAACCUUCUUUCUCAGAAAAGAGAGACCGGAUACGAUCAUUGAUCUUGGUGGAAACAUCCUGAGCCCUGGGCUUAUCGACAUACAAAUUAACGGGGCUUAUGGGUUUGACUUUUCAGUAUUCGAAGGCGACGAACAAGCCUACGAUGACGGCCUGAGGCGUGUGGCGAAGAGCAUUGUCGAAACGGGUGUUACCUCAUUGGUACCAACCAUAGUGACUCAAGAACGUUCUUUGUAUCCCACUCUUCUCCGGUUACUUCGUCCAGCCUCUCAUCCCAAUUCCGCUACGCUACUGGGAUGGCACGCGGAAGGUCCAUUCAUUGAGAUGGCCAAACGUGGCGCUCAUACUCCGUCCUUCCUCAUGAGUGCACAGGAGGGUUUUAAGACGUUCGAGGACGUUUAUGGUGCAGAGAACCUCGUAGAGGACGAAGAUUGGCUUAUGGGUGAUGCCGUUGGUGUACGGAUGGUCACUGCGGCACCCGAGGUUACUGGUGUCAUGGAAGCUAUUGAGAUUCUCACGAAGAGAGGAAUUGCUUUCUCUAUUGGGCAUAGCAUUGCCACUUCAGAUAUCGCCACUGCAGCAGUAACGCGUGGUGCCUGCUUGAUUACGCACCUCUUCAAUGCCAUGCCACAGCUACACCACCGCGAUCCUUCGAUCAUUGGCUUGCUAGGACUAUCUCCACACUUGGCCUCUCCGUUCACUCCCUUAGCUACCAACAGCUUCUUCGGUUCUGGUCCUGGUUCGCCUAAAUCGUUGAGCAGAUCAUCCAGUCGUGCUGGCCUAAGAUUGAAAGGAGCCAAGUCCGUCACCGUAUCUGCAGCCUCUGAAGCGUUCGAUGAGCUCGAGACACCUCCCCAAAGCCCCAUGUUUGCAUCAGCUAAGAAUAAUAAGCAAGGGGGGUUGAGUCGGGUUGAUGCUAUUCCUCCUUUGACGCUAGAUCCUGUUGACGCACGGAAGAACGACUUUGAGAGGCCAUUCUAUGAAAUGAUUGUGGAUGGGAUCCACUCUCAUCCCAAUUCCGUCAGGCUGGCUUAUUCCGCAUUCCCGGAGGGUUGCAUCUUGAUCACCGAUGCCAUGAAGAUUUUGGAUCCGAAACUGCACGACGGCGUUCAUGAAUGGAGAGAUGGAAAGCGUUUUGUGAAAGAGGGAGAGAAACUGUAUCUUGAGGGUACCAACACCCUUGCUGGAAGUGUUAUCACUUUGGACAAGUGCGUGCGUAACUUUAGCCGCUUCACUGGUGCAUCGAUAGGUCAAGCUUUGAGAUGCGCUACGUUCAAUCCUGCGAAGUGCCUCGGAAUAGAAAACAAGAAAGGGACGCUCCGUCCGGGAGCAGAUGCUGAUCUCGUUGUUCUUGACCGGGAGGGUAAGGUGCAAAGCACUUGGGUGAAAGGGAAACAAGUUUGGAAAAGGAUCUAAAUUUGAGUGUGGUGUGUUUUAAGUGAUUAUAUUCUAUACUUGCCAGGUGUAAUUACGAUGGAAUCCUUUCUCUUUCUGAAGCGAC